UGGAAUGGGUAAAAUCAAAGUUGAGAUUACUUCGGAACAGUUACACAAAAGCUAAAAGGGCCCCACCUAGUGGGUCUUCUAGGAAAAACCAGACAAAUAGAACCGUUUGGAUCUUGGAAAAACUUCAGUUUUUAGCUCCCCACAUUGCUGAACGCUCAUCAGUGUCAAACAUAGAUACAGUAAGUAAUUUAGUUAUCUCUUUAUUGAGCAGCUACAGUAGAUUUAAUUAAUUUUUUACAGACUGAUUAUGCUAUCUUGCCAUGGAACACACCCAAGUUCAGAGUUAAAGUAUUCAGUCAGCUUUUGUCUUUGUUCCUUUGCAUUCAAUUUUGGGUUUCUACCCAAGUUUGGCUGCAAUCCUAUUAAAGGUCGAUCAUUCCUCCAGGCUCCAUUUGUGAAUCUCCUUGUAUGAAUAUCUUCCACAUCACAUGCACUUAAGUAUGCAUGUUUGUUAUUUUCAAUCAUGAAGUUGUGUAGACAGCAAGCUGCCAGAAUGAGGUCUUGCACUUUUUCUGGACUAAGGUUUAUUGUUGUUAGAAAUACACGAAAUCUAUUCGCAAGAAUUCCGAAGGCGUUUUCGACCACCCGUCUAGCCCUGGAUAGGCGGUAAUUGAAAAUUCUCUUUGGCUUAUCCAAAUUUCUGUGCGGAUAGGGUUUCAUCAUUUUCAAGGAAAGUGCAAAUGCAUCAUCGCCUACAAUAUGAUAAUGUAUUUUGUGGUCUGGUAUCCCCUUGAUUGAUUCUGGUGGUGGUAAAUUGAGAGAAUUGACACCCAAGGCCAUCUUCAAAUCCGAAUCUAUAUAUAUAUACCAGCAUCACCUGCACGACCUGAAGCCCCAACGUCUAUAUAGAUAAAUUUAUAGUUAGCACUAACAAGAGCCAUAAGCACUAUGCUGAAGAAAUGCUUAUAGUUAAAAUACUCGGAACCACUAUCCUCUGGUUGUUGGAUGGCAAUGUGUUUCCCAUCCAAAGCCCCGAUACAGCAGGGAUAAUUCCACUUGUAGAAAAAGUCAUCAGCUAUGGAUUUCCAUUCUGCUUCUGAAGUUGGAACCUGAAAAUCAAUAAUAAUAAAAUGUUUUUGUAUAUUGUAAUUUUAGCCAUCACCAACUCCAACAACAGACAGUGACACACCUGUUGAUCCACUUUUGGACAAUAGUGAACUGGAGGAUAGCAUCACUUUAGUAGAGGAAGAUGAAAAUGAAAAAGGGGAUUUGGCCAACUCAACCAAACGACCUACUGCUACUCGCCCAAAAUCCAUCAAACAGAAACGUGAUGAAGAGGAAUAUCAGCUAAUGAAAGGAUUAGCAUCUUCAAUUAGCACAAGAUACAAAAAACAAAAUCAAGCUAAACAAGACAGUGCAGUUGAUGCAUUUGGUGUUUAUGUCACCAAAACAUUGUCAGAACUCAAUCCGUCAAUGAGAAAUAUGGCUCAAUUUCAAAUCCAUAAUAUUCUUUUCCAAGCCCAAAUGGGUACCAUAAGCCCAAGUCAACAUCAGACACAAACACACACUCAUCAACCUAUGCCACCAGUAACACAACAACAAAUGUUUGCACAGCAGCAGCAAUUUUAUUCACCUCAUGCUGAGUGGGCAAGUCAGCAGCAGCCACUAAUUCACACAGGAAACUCUCAAAUGCAGGGGGACUACACCACUGAAAACCCAGAGCGAAUGUUCUAG
Paramuricea clavata is the source of this 1674-nucleotide messenger RNA. The record is from the annotation of a GenBank genome assembly. NCBI's taxonomy places the organism in Eukaryota, Metazoa, Cnidaria, Anthozoa, Malacalcyonacea, Plexauridae.